Gossypium raimondii (Peruvian cotton) is the source of this 994-nucleotide messenger RNA. RefSeq names its product ras-related protein RABB1c. Gene Ontology annotation, cellular component: Golgi apparatus. The transcript is spliced from 6 exons. Lineage: Eukaryota; Viridiplantae; Streptophyta; Magnoliopsida; Malvales; Malvaceae. Gene Ontology annotation, molecular function: GTPase activity; GTP binding. Bases 121 to 756 code for a protein of 211 amino acids. The record is from RefSeq and is a predicted model, not a curated record.
UGGACUUGGCUUCUUUAAAAUUAAACCGAAGAUAAUAACAAAUAACAACUCAUUUAUUCGUUGUGUUUUGUUUGGUGACUUAGUCGUUGUCGUCGUCUUUUCUUCUUCAAUAGAAUCAGAAUGUCUUACGCUUACCUCUUCAAGUACAUAAUCAUCGGUGAUACUGGAGUGGGGAAAUCAUGCCUCCUCCUUCAGUUCACCGACAAACGGUUUCAGCCGGUACAUGAUCUUACCAUCGGGGUUGAAUUCGGGGCCAGGAUGAUCACCAUCGAUAACAAACCCAUUAAGCUGCAAAUCUGGGACACCGCAGGUCAAGAAUCCUUCAGAUCCAUCACAAGAUCCUACUACAGAGGUGCUGCUGGUGCCCUGCUUGUCUACGAUAUCACCAGGAGGGAAACUUUUAAUCACUUGGCUAGCUGGUUGGAGGAUGCCAGACAGCACGCUAAUGCUAACAUGACUAUUAUGCUGAUUGGUAAUAAGUGUGACCUUGCUCAUAGAAGGGCUGUAACCACCGAGGAAGGCCAGCAAUUCGCCAAGGACCAUGGUUUGAUCUUCAUGGAGGCCUCUGCUAAAACUGCUCAGAAUGUUGAAGAGGCAUUUAUAAAAACUGCUUCAACCAUAUACACCAAGAUUCAAGAUGGGGUUUUUGAUGUCUCAAAUGAGUCUUAUGGCAUAAAAGUUGGAUACGGUGGAAUUCCAGGGCCAUCUGGAGGCCGAGAUGGUUCUUCUUCUCAAGGCGGUGGCUGCUGCAAUUGAAAUUCGAUUUCUCGUUUUCUAAAAUGAAAUAUAGCUUGUUCAUGUAACUUCCUUUGUUUCUUCUUUUUAGUUCCUUGUUUAAUUUGAUAAUCCCAGAAUACUGUGCUUGAGUGUGUGAUUUGUAUGAUCCAUUUAGAUGUGUUCUCCAUUUGGUUGUAAAUUUGAUAGCUAUUAUUGUUUCAUUUGUCGAGAACUAUGGUGAAGAGAAAUGGCGAAAAUAUGGGGAAUUGAUCUAUAA